Molecule: messenger RNA, 1398 nt
Organism: Cyprinus carpio (common carp)
Lineage: Eukaryota; Metazoa; Chordata; Actinopteri; Cypriniformes; Cyprinidae
Product: GTP cyclohydrolase 1
Biological process (GO): tetrahydrofolate biosynthetic process; tetrahydrobiopterin biosynthetic process
Cellular component (GO): cytoplasm
Molecular function (GO): GTP cyclohydrolase I activity; GTP binding; zinc ion binding
Source: RefSeq, a predicted model, not a curated record
CCCCCGACUGUCCCUGCGGGAGCGCCGAGUUGAGUUUGACAAGAGUAUCAUUACCAUUGAACUUCACACAAGUUUGUCUGUUACUUCUUUAACUGUAUUGAAAACUUGUAGUAGCACUAAAACCGACUUUAAAGGAACCCAAGCUGUCACUUUCAGGCAAUCAUGGAGCGCUCCAAACAGAAACAAAUGAAUCAAAAUGAAAAUGAAACAGAUGCCGCGAUCAAUGGGCACUUUGACGGACGGGUGAAGAUUCCCGGAUGGAGCGCCGGUGGUGCCGCCGGGACCCCGAGCACCGCGCCGUCCUCCAGCGUGAUGGAGAGCUGGCGGGAAGAACGCACUCGCAGUCUGGAAGACAAUGAAAUGAGCCUGCCGAGCAUCGCCGCGGCUUACACCACUAUCCUCAGGGGGCUCGGGGAAGAUCCGCAGCGGCAGGGGCUCCUCAAAACUCCGUGGAGAGCCGCCACUGCCAUGCAGUUCUUCACCAAGGGUUAUCAGGAAAAAAUCAUCGAUGUCCUGAAUGACGCAAUCUUUGAUGAAGAUCAUGACGAGAUGGUGAUCGUGAAGGAUAUUGACAUGUUUUCCAUGUGUGAACACCAUUUAGUUCCCAUUUUUGGCCGGGUGCACAUAGGUUACCUUCCAAACAAGAGGGUUCUUGGUCUGAGUAAAUUAGCAAGGAUUGUUGAGAUAUAUAGCAGGAGAUUGCAAGUUCAGGAGCGUCUAACCAAACAGAUUGCAGUGGCCAUCACUGAAGCGUUACAGCCCGCUGGUGUCGGGGUGGUCAUUGAAGCAACUCACAUGUGUAUGGUUAUGCGAGGUGUCCAGAAGAUGAACAGCAAGACUGUGACCAGCACCAUGCUAGGCGUUUUCCGCGAGGACCCCAAGACACGAGACGGCCGAAUUAUCAAACACAUCCCUUUAUCCAACCAUACUACAAUCGUCUUCACACUGAGAGAACGAAUCUGCUCCGACUCCUCUUAUGAAAAACAAACCAGAGCUGAAUACGCAUCUUACUUCUUCGUUAUCCAAUCACGAGCGAGCAGCGCUCUUCCUAAAGAACUAAUCUACGCAAUGACACUACGUCGUGCAGGCCAGCAAAUCCCUUCACACAAGGACUACAGGAUACAACAGUCCCGCGGUUCGGGAAUUGUGGGGGAUUUGGAGGAGAGGGCGGAGUCUGUUAGUCCAGUUCCCUCUCAGCCCUAUGAUUCAGACCAUGUUGCUGAUGAAGAGUCUAUUGCACGUUAUUGCAAAUUCACUUUUGAUGGUUUCAGCAAGGAUUCACAGCACCAAGGACAGGAAAAGCAAAGACAGCCACCUGAACGCUUUAAGGUUGUCUCCGUUGCGUUACGGACCCCCUCUAAUGGCCUGUCGACACGUAGACUCUUUGUGGCGUUCUAA